Messenger RNA from Acanthosepion pharaonis, 519 nucleotides. NCBI's taxonomy places the organism in Eukaryota, Metazoa, Mollusca, Cephalopoda, Sepiida, Sepiidae. The record is from the annotation of a GenBank genome assembly.
AUGAAACAUCACCUACCCCACGACGCUUUUUACAUGACUGUGAUCACCGUCCUAGACAUGGAAAGUAACGUGGCUAUAUCAUCUUCUUACAUGCCAAAGGAAAUUACCGAAUUUCUUCACGCGCGCCGCAUAUCUAAAAUCUGUGAUAAUCUUCCAAACAUGGAAAUUGUCUCUCAGCUUGCACAUUCCCUGGAUAUUCCCGAUAAAAUCCUCCGAAGAACUGAACAUCGUUAUCCAGAUUCUCUCUAUCUGAUUGCAUACGACAUCUUAAACGCCUGGAAACAGGACUGUCCUUACCUCGCAGAGGAAGACAAAGUCCAGUGCCUUACCGAAGCCCUGGAAGAGAUUGAAAUGAAUAAACUAGCCUAUGAGAUCAAGGAAGAAUUCCAGGCGUGGCAAAUGUCCCCCAACUCCGAGUAUGAGAUAUGCUUUUGUGAAAUAAAAUCAAAGAAACGAGCUCUCAGUAUCCCUUGCAGCGUGGAAGAAUCCCCCCAAAAAUCUACGCGAAUUGAUAUGUGA